Archocentrus centrarchus (flier cichlid) is the source of this 1190-nucleotide messenger RNA. RefSeq names its product protein THEM6-like. The coding region runs from base 100 to 708 and encodes 202 amino acids. The transcript has 3 exons. Lineage: Eukaryota; Metazoa; Chordata; Actinopteri; Cichliformes; Cichlidae. The record is from RefSeq and is a predicted model, not a curated record.
CUUGUCGUCACACACCCGGAACUUAUGUUCAUUGAUUCUACCGGUUCCUUCAAGUUGCACCGCUUCCCAUGAUAGCGCUUUCUUCGGGACGCACAAGAGAUGUUUCUGCUGGUGUUGGGUGCCCUCCUCCUGCUCUUCUGCAGCCUAGAUGUUUGGUACUUUCUGCGAGGGGCCCAGGUUUUCAUCCAGGCAUGGUUCCAGCCCAGAGUACGGGACAUUUUAGCCGAGCAAAGUAUCGACGGCAUGGUCCUUCCACACGAUUUGGACUACUUGGGCCACAUGAACAACUCUCGGUAUCUGAGGGAGUGUGACUUUGCACGCUUCCACCAUUACAUGAGAAACGGGCUGUUCAUGGCCUCACGCAAACUGGGGGCAAAAUUGGUGGUAGGGGCCUCCACCAUCCGGUACCGCCGCUCCUUGGCCUUCCGUGAGGCUUUUGAGAUUCGGACCAAAGUUUUGGGCUGGGAUGAGAAAGCCUUUUACUUGGAGCAGCGUUUUGUGUCCAAGAAAGAUAGCUUUGUCUCUGCGAUCAUGCUCUGUAGGCAAAACGUAGUGCACUGCAGCCCCGAGACAAUCAUCGAAUAUAUCUGCAAAAAGAAGAUCGAGCGCCCAGAGUUUCCCGAGGACCUCAAACACUGGAUGAACUUCAUUGCGGCCAGCAGCCAAGCCCUGAGAGCAGAGAGCGGCCUGGAGGAGAAGAACAAGUGAAGCCACACCAUGACACUGUGCAUCAUGAGUGUAGACACAUAUCAUACAGCAUUGCACGCACAUAUACAUGCACACAAACAUGUAAAACAUUGUAGAGCAUUUUAGUUGACUUCCAGGAGUAUCUCCGUUUUGGAUUAAUCCUACCUGCUGUGUAAUUUUUGUAAGGUGUGAAAUUCUUUGAACUGAAGGGAGGUGAAUAUGAAAACUUGAACUGUAAGGUUUCAAAAGUACUGUAUGUAAAGGGAUCAUAAUGGAGUUUGUAGCUUUACCCUUGCAGCUUAUUCAGUAGUUGACUGUGAGUAGACUGGCUUUAGACAUCUUCAUUCUCAUUCAGAAAAAUCCUCUAACCUCAGAUAAGCAUGUAGAGCAAAAUUUAAUCUUCCACUGACAUUGAUGCAUGUUUUGAAUCAUACAGAAUAUUUUUGUGCCUGUUUCUAGUAGAUUAGAAAGACUUAUAACUUUUCACACACAUAAAAAAAAAA